This is a messenger RNA of Prionailurus viverrinus (fishing cat), 2246 nucleotides long. It is a transcript of the gene NKX6-3, whose product is annotated as NK6 homeobox 3. The transcript is spliced from 3 exons. The coding region runs from base 1455 to 2246 and encodes 263 amino acids. Gene Ontology annotation, cellular component: nucleus. Gene Ontology annotation, molecular function: DNA-binding transcription factor activity, RNA polymerase II-specific; RNA polymerase II cis-regulatory region sequence-specific DNA binding. The record is from RefSeq and is a predicted model, not a curated record. NCBI's taxonomy places the organism in Eukaryota, Metazoa, Chordata, Mammalia, Carnivora, Felidae. Gene Ontology annotation, biological process: regulation of transcription by RNA polymerase II; cell differentiation.
AUCACUAUUUUCCUGUCAUUUUAAAUGUUCAGACCAGUGGCAUGUUAGUUUCUACUAAAAACAAACAAAAAACAAAACAACCACCACAAGGACCACAAGAAAGGAUGCUGCCCCAUACAGAAACAACUGGGUAUUUACCCUGGUUUCCCUGUUUGUACAAUGCAUGAUAGCCCCCAGUAGAGCCUUGUGUAUUAUAAAAAUUCAUUAGAAUAAAAGACAUAUGGGUGCUCUGCAACUCAACCUAGUCCCAUCCAUCCAAUAGUGACUGAGCACUAACAAAGUGCCUGCAACGGAGACCCGCCACUGAAUCAACAGCCAUCUCAGCCACCAAAGCUUUCCAACCCAGGUGCCAAGCCAGACAGAACAUGGCCAUAGCUCCAGCAGAUGCACAGGUGAUUCCUCAGAGGAGGAAGAUGGGAUGACAGAGGGAAUCAGGGAAGGCUGCUCGGAGGCAGAGGUGGGAAGAGAAUACACAUGCAGUGCUGCUCCACUCCCACCGCCUUCCCCAAUCUGCCUGGCAGACCCCCACUGCCAGGCUCUCAGGCGGGCCACAGAGCUUCACACCCCCACCCCCCACCACCCCAGAGCCCAGCCUCCCCACUUACCCGUUCCAGCUCAGAGGAGGGAAGAGAAGCAUCCACGCUCAGACUCCACACUCCGCAGUGGCUUGGGCAUCUGCAUGUAUAGGGGCCUGUGCACCCCAGGACAGCGACCCCUGAGCCUGGCCUCCUCACCCUCAGGGGAGCAGCUGCUGGAACUGGGAUUUCCAGCUGCCUCAGGAGCCCCAGGCCCCCCACAGCCACUUUUUCCUAGAAGCUGGACUUGGGGGACCAGGAGCUGACUUGGGGGAUCAGGAGCAGAAAGACCCUCUGAGAAUGAACAGAGCUUCCAGAGCUCAUUCUCUCUCUCUCUCUCUCUCUCUCACACACACACACACACACACACACCCUGGCUGAUUUUACAGUCAAUCUUUCAAAGUGCAAUUUGUCUUGGAAAAGCCAAUGUGAGGCCCGUGUGGGUUUCGACCAAUGGCGCCGCGCCUCUCAUAGCUCAGCCAGUCUCCGGUCUGUAUUCUAAUGGGCCAUAUCUUUAUCAGGGAAAUGUUGCUUCUCUGAACUUAAAACUUCUCAUGGAGGGUCCCCAGACUCAGAGGCAGAGAAGGGGUCUGAGCUGAGGCGUGGGGAGCCGCCUUUCUCCAGGACAGACAGAGAGGGAAGGGGCGCUGGUGAGGCCUCUCACCUGCCCCAGAAGCACCUGACUUCCGAGGAGCUGACGCAGGUGCCAGGUCCCCAGGCCAGGGCUGGGCCGGAUAUCUUAGGUGGGAGGGCAAUCUGGGGCUCGGCCGCUUUUGACCCUUCAAACCUGCCAUGGGCUUCUGGGUCAGAGCUUGGGGUCUCUGGCUUUAGGGGCCUGGAUUUGGGCUUCUCACCUCCCCUCACCCCAACCCGAAGAUCAUGGAGUCCAACCUGCAGGGCACAUUCCUGCUGAACAACACGCCACUGGCCCAGUUCUCGGAGAUGAAGGCCCCCGUGUGCCAGUACUCGGUGCAGAACUCCUUCUACAAGCUCAGCCCUCCGGGGCUGGGCCCCCAGCUGGCCGCCGGGACCCCCCAUGGGAUCACAGACAUCCUGAGCAGACCUGUGGCCACGCCGAACAGCGGCCUCCUCUCCAGCUACCCUCACGUGGCAGGCUUUGGUGGACUUGGCUCCCAGGGGGUCUACUAUGGACCCCAGGUGGGGAAUUUUCCCAAAGCUGGCAAUGAGUACCCUACCCGGACCCGGAACUGCUGGGCGGACACGGGCCAGGACUGGCGAGGCGGGCGGCAGUGCGGCAACACCCCGGACCCCCUGAGCGACAGCAUCCACAAGAAAAAGCACACCCGGCCCACCUUCACGGGACAUCAGAUCUUUGCCCUGGAGAAGACCUUUGAACAGACCAAGUACCUGGCUGGCCCUGAGAGGGCACGGCUGGCAUACUCACUGGGGAUGACCGAGUCGCAGGUCAAGGUGUGGUUCCAGAACCGAAGGACCAAGUGGCGGAAGAAGAGCGCGCUGGAGCCCUCGUCCUCCACGCCUCGGGCCCCGGGCGGUGCAGGCGCGGGCGGGGAGCGCGCGGCCUCGGAGAACGAUGACGACGAGUACAACAAGCCGCUAGACCCCGACUCGGACGACGAGAAGAUCCGGCUGCUGCUGCGCAAGCACCGUGCCGCCUUCUCGGUGCUCAGCCUGGGCGCGCACAGCGUGUGA